Molecule: messenger RNA, 1353 nt
Organism: Cladocopium goreaui
Lineage: Eukaryota; Dinophyceae; Suessiales; Symbiodiniaceae
Source: the annotation of a GenBank genome assembly
AUGCCCAAGAUGCUGAAAAGGCUGGGAGCAGGCGUUGAAACUUUGACAGAUGACGACAUCUCCUUGCUGAGACAGGUGCUACCAGAGGUGAAGGAGUUGGUGGUGCUGCGCAAGAGCAACACGGAUGUCAUUCUGCAGCUGGCCCGAACCAUGGUACCAAUCACAGUGGAGAAAGGAGAGAUUGGAGAUGUCUUGUUGGAAAUCCCCCGUGCUGGACGAGUGGAGCCAGAACGGCGCCCAGUGAGCCAGGGGAGUUACAUCGGUGCUGAAUGCUUGCUGGGCAAUACGCCUCACAGAUGCUCAGCUUCUGCGCAGACCUCCUGCCGAUUGUUGCGCUUGGAUCGAGCCACAUUCGAUUCCAUCAUUCUUUCUCAAACGGAAGAAGAAGAUGACGAUGACGACGAUGAGGAUGAUGAAGGUGAUGGUGACACCUGUGCUGCCAGUCAGCUCGUGAACAUCUUUGUCUUAUCGGACAGCACUGGGGAAUCCGCAAAUGCUUCGGUGAAAACUGCGGCUGCGCAGUUUGAGUACUGUUCCGGGUCGACAUGUGCAACGAGCCGCGCUACAGUCUACAGAUUUGUGAGAUCGGCAGCAGAGAUCAAGACCAUUGUCCAAGCGGCCAAGAAGUCCAAUGCCUUGCUAGUCUAUACAAUCAUGGAUCCAAAGUUGCAGCGAGUUCUCGCUGAUGAGUGCACGGCCAAAGAGCUUGAAUGCAUAGACCUUUGGGGUCCUUUGUUAGCCUCGUUUGAGAGAAGAUUUGGUGCAAAGCGCAGCGGGAAAGCUGGUCGGCGACAAACAGUCAGUGAUGAUUACAUGACUAUUGUGAAGGCCAUUGAGUACACUCGAAAGGUGGAUGAUGGCGUUUUACCCCACCUUUGGAACGAGUGCGACGUAAUGCUGAUUGGGCCAUCUCGAGCUGGAAAGACACCCUUGUCAUUCUACUUGGCACAGAGAGGCUAUAAGGUGGCAAACUAUCCUUUGGUGCCAGAGGAGGAGCCACCGAAGGAGCUUUUUGAGCUUGAUCAGCAGAAGUGUUUUGCUUUGCAGAUCAAGCCUGAAAGACUACGGGAGAUUCGCACUCAGCGAAUGAAGCAGUUUAAUCGUUCCAACACGCAGUAUGCCAAUUUGACAAACAUCAAGAAGGAAGUGAGCUGGAUCAAGAACUUUUACUUGCCACUCGUUUGGCUUGUCUCUGCACUCCGCUUCGAAAGCAAACAAAGCAGAUCAUUUGUUGUUCCCUUUCUGUCGUUCUACCGGAACUUUCUUCUUGGUUGUUUGAUUUUGUGUAAUUGGCAGCAUGCUCAGGCGAAAGGGCCCAAAGUGGCCGAUCAUAGCACCACUCUUAGUUGCUGA